Messenger RNA from Ailuropoda melanoleuca (giant panda), 895 nucleotides. RefSeq names its product chromosome 8 C11orf97 homolog (gene C8H11orf97). The transcript is spliced from 4 exons. Lineage: Eukaryota; Metazoa; Chordata; Mammalia; Carnivora; Ursidae. Bases 134 to 517 code for a protein of 127 amino acids. The record is from RefSeq and is a predicted model, not a curated record. Gene Ontology annotation, cellular component: ciliary base.
GCUCGCGGAGAGCGCCUGGGGACGCGAGGAUCCGCAGUCACUAUGGUAACCAGCGACGCCGGGCGUUCCCAGGCAGCCUGCGGCGGAGCCGAGAAGGCCCCGGGCCUCCGGCUGCGAAGAAGAUCCCCGCGGCAUGAGGCGGGAGGAAGCGGUGGUGGUGACCGCGGUGGCGGCGCCGGAGGCGGGCCGCGACGGGGAACAGCCUCGGCAGCCGGCCGGGCUGGGCUGUGGGGCGCGCGGGGAGCCGGGCGGCGGCCCCCAGGAGUCUUGCAAACAGUGGAAGAAAUUCUUGUAUUCUGAGCCACACAAGAGAAUUAAGGAAGUACUAGAAGAAGAACUUUAUGCUAAAAGAGAUGAGUGCCACGUUAAAAAUCCACCUGCAGUGGCCCUGGAAGGGAUUUGGAGCAUUAAAAGGAAUCUCCCUGUGGGAGGCUUGAAGCCAGGACUGCCGAGCAGAAACAGUUUGCUGCCACAAGCCAAGUCCUACUAUUCGAGGCACGGAGGGCUGAGAAGAUAAGAUGAAUACAUUCUUCAUUGAGAAGAAGCUUCCUCCUCCUGAUGUCUGAAAAACAGAACCCAAGCUUGUUUCACAGUUUAAGAUGUAUAAAAAAAAGUCUAUUCUUAUUAUUGGUAUUAAUUCCUAUCUAUAAAUUAAUCCAAGGCAAUGAAAGGCUAUUAGUAAAGUUUGCUAAGCACCUGGAAACAAUGAAGAAUAUUAUACUUAUUUUUAGUUGGCACAUUUGAAAUGCAUUGAGUUUCUAAUUAGCUUAUUUUAUUAAAUAUGUGAAACAUGAUAGAACAAAGGCAUGUUUAUUGAGUCUUUACUUCAAGGUAAGCAUUAUAAACCCUCUCUAUAGUAUAAUUAUGUUCAUCCAUUGGAAAAAAAAAAUAGAGG